AUGGCGACCGUUGAAAAGACCAAACAACAGCCCAAGAAGCUUCCCGUCCAAGAGGACCUCUCCGACGGUGAAGACUAUGACAGCGCCGACGACUACACCGACGAGGAAUAUGAGGAGGAAGUACCACAAACCAAGACCCAGAAGGGAAAACAACUGCAGAAGAAACCCCUACAGAAACAGAAACAACCCGUUCAACAAUACGAUGAUGACGAAUACACGGACGGAUCGGAAUAUGGCUCAGACGAGUACGAAUACUCCGACGACGAUGAAGCCGUACAGCCCUACUCAAAUGAAAAUUCAGACUUCAAGCCCAACGGAGGCAUGGACGUCCUCCACAAGGAGGAGAAAUCAAUGCUGGACGAGGAAGGCAUGAAGUUGAGAUUGGAACUGAAUCUGGAAAUCGAGGUCGAGCUCAAGGCACGCAUCCACGGUGACCUCACCCUAGCUCUCAUGAGUUGA
Messenger RNA from Penicillium hordei, 459 nucleotides. RefSeq lists its product as uncharacterized. The coding region runs from base 1 to 459 and encodes 152 amino acids. The transcript is spliced from 2 exons. NCBI's taxonomy places the organism in Eukaryota, Fungi, Ascomycota, Eurotiomycetes, Eurotiales, Aspergillaceae. The record is from RefSeq and is a predicted model, not a curated record.